Clonostachys solani is the source of this 606-nucleotide messenger RNA. The record is from the annotation of a GenBank genome assembly. Lineage: Eukaryota; Fungi; Ascomycota; Sordariomycetes; Hypocreales; Bionectriaceae.
AUGAGCGCCAUGGCAGCUAAAGAUCCAACAACUAAUAAGAGAAUAUUCCGGCUUGCGACGAAAGCGUUCAAGUCCGGGUUCAGUUAUUUGGCAGUGGAAAGCAUCAAAACCACGAGGGCAGAAGCUGGCGAGCCUGCAUUUUCCGUCAAGACUGCCCACUGGAAGCGUCAUUACCCAGAUUUCACACUGUAUGUUGGCUCAGACCCUGACGCCCCAGAUGCAUCACCCGUGGCAUGUGCCUACCUGCCGGGCAUGUUUCGGUCAAGCAAAAUAGGUCUAGGCAAUGUCAAGAGUGCGCCAGAGACGGUUCAAUGGGAAACGAUGAAAAGCAAGAGUUUUGGUAGCACAGAUUACGAUUGGUCCAUGCCGCUGGUAUCUGGCAAACACCAGGAUCUGCAAUGGAAGCGAAGUAGGGAGCAUGCCAUCGACGGCAAAGAGCCGGGAAAGGGGCGAAGCUGGAUUCUCGUGGAGUCGGGGGACAGUGAUACCAUUCAUGCGAUAUUUCGAAUGCAUGGAGGAAUUGACCACUGCGCCACUGUCCAGAUUAAUAUGAAUCAAGGGUCUGAGUUUGAUUACAUGGUUCUCAUCACCGGGAUGCUUUUGUAA